Molecule: messenger RNA, 3935 nt
Organism: Ornithorhynchus anatinus (platypus)
Lineage: Eukaryota; Metazoa; Chordata; Mammalia; Monotremata; Ornithorhynchidae
Gene: PLOD2
Product: procollagen-lysine,2-oxoglutarate 5-dioxygenase 2
Exons: 20
Coding region: 84-2366 (760 amino acids)
Biological process (GO): peptidyl-lysine hydroxylation
Cellular component (GO): endoplasmic reticulum
Molecular function (GO): L-ascorbic acid binding; procollagen-lysine 5-dioxygenase activity; iron ion binding
Source: RefSeq, a predicted model, not a curated record
CAAACCAUCCCAGGGUCCGGGGCGUCCUCCUCCGUCCCUCCCGGGCCCGCCGAAGACCAGUCCUGGACGGCUCCGGGGCGAAGAUGACGCAGGACCGGCCCCGGCCCAAGCCCCGGGCCACUGACCUCCUGCCUCUGCUGGCCCUGGCCACCCUCCUCCUGCCCUCCGGAGCCCAGAGCCCCGCAGCCCUCCCCGCAGAUAAGUUAUUAGUCAUCACUGUAGCAACAAAAGAAACUGAUGGAUUUCAUCGAUUUAUGCAAUCAGCAAAAUACUUCAACUAUACUGUGAAGGUUCUUGGUAAAGGAGAGGUUUGGAGAGGUGGAGAGGGCAUGAACUCCAUAGGUGGGGGCCAGAAAGUGAGAUUGCUGAAAGAAGCAAUGGAAGAAUACGCUGACCAGGAAGACUUGAUUGUGAUGUUUACUGAAUGCUAUGAUGUCAUUUUUGCUGGUGGUCCCGAAGAGCUGCUAAGGAAGUUCCAGAAGAUUAACCACAAGGUGGUGUUUGCAGCCGAUGGAUUAUUGUGGCCAGAUAAGAGAUUAGCUGAUAAAUAUCCUAUCGUCCAUAUUGGAAAACGUUUCCUGAACUCAGGAGGAUUUAUUGGCUAUGGUCCCUCUGUCAACCAGAUUGUUCAGCAGUGGAACCUGCAGGACAGUGAUGAUGACCAGCUCUUUUACACUAAAAUUUAUAUUGAUUCCAUUAAAAGGAAAGCUAUUAACAUCACCUUGGAUCAUAAAUGCCGGAUUUUCCAGAACCUAAAUGGAGCUAUUGAUGAAGUUCUUUUGAAAUUUGAAAAUGGAAAAGUGAGAGCUAAAAACUCCUUUUAUGAAACCCUGCCUGUGGCAAUUAAUGGAAAUGGACCAACUAAAAAUCAACUGAAUUAUUUUGGAAAUUACAUUCCAAAUGCUUGGACAAUUGAAAAUGGCUGCACAACAUGUAAUCUGGACAUGAUAGAUUUGACAUCAUCAAAGGACUAUCCAAAGGUAACAAUUGGUGUUUUCAUUGAGCAACCAACACCUUUCCUUCCCCGAUUCCUAGACCUGUUGUUGACGCUGGAUUAUCCAAAAGAAGCCCUCAGUCUCUUCAUUCAUAAUAAUGAGGUUUAUCAUGAAAAACACAUCAAGGCAUUUUGGGAAAAAGCAAAAAAUAUAAUCACAACUAUAAAAAUUGUGGGUCCCGAAGAGAGCCUCAGUCAAGCGGAAGCCAGGAACAUGGGAAUGGAUGUUUGUCGUCAGAAUGAGCACUGUGAUUAUUACUUCAGCCUCGAUGCAGAUGUGGUUCUGACCAAUCCAAGUACCUUAAGACUAUUGAUAGAACAAAACAGAAAGAUCAUUGCACCUCUUGUGACUCGCCAUGGAAAACUCUGGUCCAACUUCUGGGGAACAUUAAGUCCUGAUGGAUAUUAUGCUCGAUCUGAAGAUUAUGUGGAUAUUGUUCAAGGGAAUCGGGUAGGGUUGUGGAAUAUCCCAUACAUGGCUAACGUGUACUUAAUUAAAGGGCAGACUCUCCGAGCAGAGAUGAAAGAGAGGAACUAUUUUGUCCGGGAUAAAUUGGAUCCUGAUAUGGCCCUUUGCAAAAAUGCUAGAGAAAUGACUUUACAAAGGGAAAAAGACUCCCCUUCUCCGGAAACAUUCCAUAUGCUCAGGCCCCCAAAGGGUGUAUUUAUGUACAUUUCUAAUCGACAUGAAUUUGGAAGACUCUUAUCAACUGCUAAUUACAACAUUACACACUAUAACAAUGACCUCUGGCAGAUUUUUGAAAACCCUGUGGACUGGAAAGAAAAAUACAUCAAUCGCAACUACUCGAAGAUUUUUACUGAAAAUUUGGUGGAGCAGCCAUGCCCAGAUGUCUUUUGGUUCCCUAUAUUUUCCGAAAAGGCGUGUGAUGAAUUGGUUGAAGAAAUGGAGCAUUUCGGGCAGUGGUCUGGAGGAAAGCACCAUGACAGCCGAAUCUCUGGCGGGUAUGAAAAUGUUCCCACGGACGAUAUCCACAUGCGACAAAUUGGGCUGGAGAACGAAUGGCUCCACUUUAUCCGCGAGUUCAUUGCCCCAGUGACGCUUAAGGUCUUUGCUGGCUACUACACCAAGGGCUUUGCUUUACUGAAUUUUGUGGUAAAAUACUCUCCUGAAAGGCAGCGCUCCCUCAGGCCUCAUCAUGACUCUUCUACAUUUACCAUCAAUAUAGCUCUCAACAGUGUGGGAGAAGACUUUCAGGGAGGUGGAUGUAAAUUCAUAAGGUACAACUGCUCUAUUGAGUCCCCCAGAAAAGGAUGGAGCUUCAUGCACCCGGGCAGACUUACUCAUCUCCACGAAGGACUUCCUAUUAAAAAUGGAACGCGCUACAUUGCAGUGUCAUUCAUCGAUCCAUAACUUAUUUCCCCUUCAGAAAGUCAAAUUCUCUCUUUUUUUUAGUUUUCUCCCUUAAAAGUGCAGUGUUGUUCUUUUAGAGUACAAAAAAAAAAGUUUUGAAAACACAUUUUAUAAAACAUCUUUACAAAACAUCUUUACUUAGGGCCCCAAAUCGGGAAAAACAGGUUAAAACUAUUUGUGGAUGCUUCCAAGUGUCAAGUCUGAGCCGUGAGUCCCACUGGGAAAAGCAAAAGAAAAAAAGAAAAUGUAUCCUCCAUACUUUUCCACAUGUUGCUGAGAAGACACUGGAAUAGAGUUGAUCUUUCACAAACGUGUGUGGCAGUUGAAAUGUUUGCUACAGAGAAGUCUCGUGGAAAACAGGUGUGCCAGAUGUUCAUUAUGAGCAUGGGGGAGGGAGGGACAUGUGAAAAGAGUGCAGAAAUUUUAGAAGGCUGAGGACUGGGAGGUGACAGAUGUAAAAGAGUUAACAGGCCAAAAAGCCUCCAUUGUGGGUCUUUCCAGCCCUCACUGGAAAAGCUCAAGUCCUGUCAGAGACUUGAGAUGAGUAAGUCCAGGUGUCCAGCUCAAAAAAAGAUGUGGAGGCCAUCACCCCUGUGGAGUGGGCACUUGUGCUGGUCAAGAGAACUGGGUUCUAGUCCUGGCUCUGCCCUAGCCUUCUGUGUGGCAUUCGGUAAGUUACUUAUCCUCUCUGGGGCUCCAUUUUCUCAUGGGGAUAGCAAUUUAUGCCUCUCCCUACCUCAUAGGGAUGUUCUGAGGUUAAAAUGAGAUCUUUAUGUAAGAGAACCUUGACAAAAUAAAAAUGCUAUUAAAAAAUCAAAAUGAUAUCAUCAUUUUAAUUAACAAAAAUAGUCCCCAAGAGGUGGGUUCCCAUGGACUGGGCUGCUUUAAAAAAAUAGCAAUGGCAAAAAAGCAAAUUGAAAAAUCUUGCUAGUUUUUGACUUACCAGAAACAUAUUAAAUUCACAUUGGUUUUUACUAUAAGGAGAAUGGUGGGGUAAGGGGAGGUUUCUGAUGUUUCACACUCUUGCUAAAAUUCAAGUGUGGUUACAGAAAUAUGCUUGUUUGGUCAAAUAAUUUCAGCAGUGUUUCACAUUACUGAACUUGAAUAACUUGUGAUCACCAAGUGGCCUUGAGUUAAAAUAAACUAUUUUUGGAAUUAUUAGGAAUUAUCAGACCUUUUGGAUUUAGAAUAGUAGUAAAUUGUUUAAAGGAUAUUUUGUAGCAUUAUUUGAGGUCUGGAAUUUUGUAUCAAGAAACUAAAGUUAAGUUUCUUGAUACAGAACUCCUCUCUGUCUCCUCCCUUUGUAUCCUUUUCCUCCUCUUCCUUCCUCUGAUUUACUAGUCUGCCUUCUCCCUCACCAUUGUUUUAUUUAAUUUUUUGAUUUAUUUUUAAUGGGAUCAGGGUGGGAUUGUCAUGACUUUUUUAAAUGAGGUUUAAAUAUUCCUACUGUAGCUACUGUUGUAAUUUAAAGGUUAAACUUGAAGAGAACUCCAAAUCAUGGUGCCAAAGUCAUUUUUCUAACACCAUGUGUUAGAAGGCUAUGCAAAAUAAAAAGUAAUUUAAAACAAA